AUGUACAACGCGCGGUACAUGUUUAUUCCGUAUUCGGACUUUGAUUAUGGAAAUUAUGGCGGCCUGCAAGAGCUGCUCCUCCGCUGCCGCCUCGCGCAGCUGGAGAACAGGCUCGGGGCGGCCAUACCGAGCACGUGCGGCGGCGUCUGCUUCCGCGGGCCGGGGGCGCAGGGAGGAGGACAGGGGGUGGCAGCGCAGCCGGCGCAGGGGGCGCAGGGAACCCAAGGGGCGACCGUGACGACCACCACCACCACCACAACCACCACGACCACGGCAGCCGCGCCGCAACCGGCCCAGAGCGGCCCGCUGCCCGACUUGAUCCACCUGUGCCCCCUGACGGCGGCACCGGUGAUGGGGCGGAUACAGUGCUGCAACAGCAACAGCAACGACGUCCGGGCCAGCAGCGGCGGCAACAACAACGCGAGCGGCAAUAACAAUCAGAACAACAGCAGCGGCCAGGGCGUGGUGAACGUCUUCACGGCGCCGCUGUGGUCGCUGUACCCGGGCCACCUGCAGCAGCAGGCGCAACAGUACUAUCAACAACAGCAGCAGCAGCAGCACGCGGGAGGCGGGUGCGAGUGUUGUGGUGGUGGUGGUGGUGGUGGUGGUGGUGGUGGUGGUGGGUGGGCCAUGCCGGCCGGGCCGCCCAUGAUGGGGUUUGCAGGUGGUGGAGGAGGAGGGUGGGGAGUGGGUUGCGGUGUCGCGCCUUGCAUGCUGGGCGGCGGUAUGGGAGGACAGGGACACCACGGAGGAGGACGGCAGCAUCACCGGCAGCAUCACGGCGCGGCGGCUCCGGUUCCGGCACCGGCACCGCUACCGGCGCUCAUGGGUGGGGCCGGGAUGGGGUUCCCGUGGCUGGGCGUGGGGGCGCCGCUGGGCAUGGGCAUGGGCUUGGGCGGGGGCUUGGGCGGGGACAUGCUGGGGGUGGGUGACGGCGGUGGCGGCGGCGUGUUUGCGCUCCCGGGUGGGGGACAGCAGCAGCAGCAGCAGCACCGUUGCCAGCAUGGGCAGGGCGGCUGUGGUAGUGGAAGGUGUCAGGGGCAGAUGCCGUUUGUGAAUUUUAUGUGA
Messenger RNA from Gaeumannomyces tritici R3-111a-1, 1068 nucleotides. RefSeq lists its product as hypothetical. Bases 1 to 1068 code for a protein of 355 amino acids. NCBI's taxonomy places the organism in Eukaryota, Fungi, Ascomycota, Sordariomycetes, Magnaporthales, Magnaporthaceae. The record is from RefSeq and is a predicted model, not a curated record. The transcript is spliced from 3 exons.